Aspergillus japonicus CBS 114.51 is the source of this 653-nucleotide messenger RNA. RefSeq lists its product as uncharacterized. Lineage: Eukaryota; Fungi; Ascomycota; Eurotiomycetes; Eurotiales; Aspergillaceae. The record is from RefSeq and is a predicted model, not a curated record. Bases 144 to 527 code for a protein of 127 amino acids. The transcript has a single exon.
GGCCUUCGGAGCCGGACCGAGCUGCUUCUCCAGUCGCCAACCGUCCAUCUCUAUUAUUGUUACCGCUGCGUUUAUGGUAAAAGUGCUUUUUUGAUGGUCAGGGGUCUCGUUCCCUGCAUUGGUUUGGCGUAAAUCGAGAUCUCAUGCUCGAGGAGCGUCCGUCCGUCCUUGUCAUUGACGCCCUCAUCACGUAUCUUGCCGCGCGGAAGACGGGGCACCGCGAGUCCGAUGAUGCGAUUGGCCCGGUGGAGGAGAGCAUUCUGGCGCUGCAAUCGCUGCUCUAUGGGCAGGAUGACGGGAUGGAGGGUCAACGCCAGGCUGAGGACAUGCUGUAUCAUGGCAACUUCUCGCCUACGUCCGGGGGCCGACGGUACUUCCUUCCUUAUGAGAGCAACGGCAAGAUCUUCUCAUCAACUACGAACCAUUCCAGUUUGAGGCGAUGGUGCAGGUCGGUGUCUGGAUUGGCUUCACUGUGGGCUGGGUAUUCCUGGCUCGGUCCGGCUUGCUCGAAGUCGGAGCUGAGCUGACGCUCUGGGGCCCGCCGCUCGCCGGUUGCGUCCACAUCGACUGCCGGGUGCACUCAUUGUAUAUCACAUUCGGUGGGUCCAGAAAGACCUUACCGUCGCCCACCUUGCUGGGCUUCUACCGGGCCG